AUGCCAUCGCAUGAGACGAUAGAGUCUUCAUGGAAUGCCACCGAAGGCGGCGUUGGUAUCGCAACCCAGGCCGACUUUCAUGAGAGCCGCCCGGACCAACAGUUCAGUACCCAUGACAGACCACCAGGACAUUUCGUCAACAACGAUUUCAUGACAACCCGGUAUCAACAUACAACCGUCACCUCCCGAGCACCCUAUACCUCGGCGCCAGGCGGAUUGCCAGGACAUGUAGCUGUCAAUGUACCCCUCGCCCCUCACUCGACAACACCGAGCGUCUUUCCAUCUUCGCCCACAGAGACUUCAAGUACUCGUUGGCCAACCACUGAUGCAACACUCACCAACCCUUCAAUCCAGCCUACCCAGGAGCUCCACUAUGACGCCUCUACCUGGGUUGACUUCGAUGUCGCUGACUUUCUCGACCACUGGGACAUCCAAUACCACAUGGGAGAGGCUGGGCUCAUGCACGUAGAUGAUGAACGCAAGAGACGGUGGCGACCGCUCAACAAGAUGCCCUUUGGGAACUACGACUUACAGGGCUUGAAUUGGGCAGCACUCAACACGAGCAGAAGCCAAGCCCGACUGGCGCGAAAAAUGCUCUAUCCUCUUCGUUAUUCAUGGACUCCGCCAGCCACCUAUGACGAAGACUCGAUAUGCCGGCAACAGCGCAUGUAUGCCUCGAAGGAUUUCUACCCUCAUCACGAGGCCAGCCAUUCGCAUGGUCAACUUCGAAAUGUGCUCGCAGCGCGAAGUAGAAAUGAUGUCUUUUAUGCCUCCAAGAGCAAAGUCAUGCAUACUUCGCUGAGUUGUCCUGCAUACACCGAUGUAGUCAUGAACUUUAGUGGCGCGUCGACGAACCCGAAUCAAGCCGGAGACACCUAUAUUACCACCAUUGCUGUUUCACCUGCCACGGACUUUGACGGAUAUUGCUCGGAUGCCGUGUUGGUCACUGGCGGACUGGAGGGUGAGUAUGCUCUGCUCAACCUCAACUCUACGCUAGGCGAUCGUCCGACCGAAGGCUUUGUCACCGUCGCCGAGCAGAAAGAAACCACACACGUCCACAUACUCAGUCACCGCCGCACAGGUGCUCUGGGGGCUGCCUUUUGCUCCAACGACAGCAAAGUCCGAAUACUUGAUAUUGGUACCAACUCCUGGUCCGCCGAGUUCGGAUAUGGGCACCAAAUCAACUGCGCCGCAACGUCACCAGACGGCCGUCUCAGAAUGAUUGUUGGCGACACUUGCGAGUCGCUCAUUACUGACGCCGAGAGGGGGAACGUGCUGUUCCGCAUGCGGCAGCAUACAGGCUAUGGAUUUGCAUGUGCGUGGGCUGCCGACGGGUGGCAUGUGGCAACGGGCAGUGAGGACGGCAAGGUGGUGGUAUACGAUGCUCGGAGGUGGGACAUGCCAUUGGCGGCCCUUGCAUGCGAGAUGAGCUGUGCCAGAUCACUCCACUUUACGACUUCGAAUCGCGGAGGAGCAUCACUGGUGGUGGCCGAGUCGGACGAUAUUGUCAGCGUGUAUGAUGCGAUGGAUUGGAAUGACAAGCAGACAAUCGAUUUCUUUGGAUCGGUGGUCGGAGCAGUGUCAGUGGAAGAUGGCGAAGAGUUGAUCGUGGCGAAUGGUGAUGAGACGGUCGGUGGGUUGAUGGUGUUCGAGAGGAGACCACACAUACCUGAGGAGCCGGAUGAGUCUGACGAGUCUGACGAUGACGACGACCGUCCUCCAAGAGUUCAACAUCCAAGUGGACCGGUACUGAGCUAUGACGAUUUGAUGUUGUAA
Molecule: messenger RNA, 1776 nt
Organism: Aureobasidium vineae
Lineage: Eukaryota; Fungi; Ascomycota; Dothideomycetes; Dothideales; Saccotheciaceae
Source: the annotation of a GenBank genome assembly